Messenger RNA from Clarias gariepinus (North African catfish), 1743 nucleotides. RefSeq names its product tetraspanin-8-like. The record is from RefSeq and is a predicted model, not a curated record. NCBI's taxonomy places the organism in Eukaryota, Metazoa, Chordata, Actinopteri, Siluriformes, Clariidae. The transcript has 4 exons. Bases 117 to 395 code for a protein of 92 amino acids. Gene Ontology annotation, cellular component: membrane.
CUCUAAGUUCCUCCUCCAGGCUGACUGUGCAACAGUUAUUCUCUGUGCUGCUUCAGCACUGUGAUAGUUGGUGUAUUAGAGCUCUGUAUUUUGCCACAAGCACACCGUCUGCGAUCAUGGCAAAGAUCAGCUCGUGUUUCAAAUGGACCUUUGUCUUCUUUAACUCUCUUUUUGCAAUCUUUGGAGUUCUCAUUAUUGCCUUGGGUCUGUACACACAGCAAUAUGCCAAGGAGGUUCCAUUGAAGAAAGCCACUGAUUUAGAAAGGAAGGUGAAUUUCAGGACUGGAGUGAUUGCUUUGUAUGUGAUCGGUUCCUUCGUUUUCUGCUUUUCUGUUCUGGGAGCUUAUGGCGCACACAAAGAGAGCAAGUGUGAACUGAUUGUGGUGAGUACGUAGGCAGAAAGUGAGAACUUUAUGUUGAUUUAAGGAAGAAAUCUUGUUUAAGGGACCUUUGGGACUCUACAUGCGCUCCAUCUAGCUUAGAAUAAAAUGUAACGCGUUGCAACGUGGGACAUGAUAAUGUAGGAAUGGAUGAAAAAUUUCAUUUACUGAUCCAGGAAAUUAAUUGAGAACCACUAGGGGCCACAAGUAAAACAAAUAGAGCUAAAAAUGUGUACAGUCAUGGCCAUAAGUUUUGAGAAUUACAUAAAUAUUGGAAAUUGGAAAAGUUGUUGCUUAAGUUUUUAUAAUAGCAAUUUGCAUAUACCCCAAAAUUCUAUGAAGAGUGAUCAGAUGAAUUGCAUAGUCCUUCUUUGCCAUGAAAAUUAACUUAAUCCCAAAAAAACCUUUCCACUGCAUUUCAUUGCUGUCAUUAAAGGACCUGCUGAAAUCAUUUUUGAUGUCAAGAAUGGCAGCAAAGAAACCACUUCUCUCCAAAAAAAACAUCAGAUACAGAUUGAUCAUCUGAAGAAAGUAAAUGGACUGCUGAGGACUGGGGCAAAGUCAUAUUCUCAGAUAAAGCCUCUUUCAGAUUGUUUGGGGCAUCUGGAAAAAGGCUUGUCCGGAGAAGAAAAGGUGAGCGCUACCAUCAGUCCUGUGUCAUGCCAACAGUAAAGCAUCCUGAGACCAUUCAUGUGUGGGGUUACUUCUCAUCCAAGGGAGUGGGCUCACUUACAAUUUUUUUGAAUCAAGAAUGGUACCAAAACGCCCUUCAACAGCAACUUCUUCCAACAAUCCAACAACAGUUUGGUGAAGAACAAUGCAUUUUCCAGCACGAUGGAGCACCGUGCCAUAAGGCAAAAGUGAUAACUAAGUGGCUCGGGGACCAAAACGUUGAAAUUUUGGGUCCAUGGCCUGAAAACUCCCCAGAUCUUAAUCCCAUUGAGAACUUGUGGUCAAUUCUCAAGAGACGGGUGGACAAACAAAAACCCACUAAUUCUGACAAACUCCAAGAAGUGAUUAUGAAAGAAUGGGUUGCUAUCAGUCAGGAUUUGGCCCAGAAGUUGAUUGAGAGCCCAGUCGAAUUGCAGAGGUCCUGAAAAAGAAGGGCCAACACUGCAAAUACUGACCAUGUAAUUGUCGAUAAAAGCCUUUGAAACGUAUGAAGUGCUUGUAAUUAUAUUUCAGUACAUCACAGAAACAACUGAAACAAAGAUCUAAAAGCAGUUUAGCGGCAAACUUUGUAAAAACUAAUAUUUGUGUCAUUCUCAAAACUUUUCGCCACGACUGUAUGUAACUGUAGUGGAAAGCACAACCUGAGAGACAAGUGGCAUGAGACUAGUACUGAAAGUGCUAAAAGUGCUAA